Durusdinium trenchii is the source of this 4107-nucleotide messenger RNA. The record is from the annotation of a GenBank genome assembly. Lineage: Eukaryota; Dinophyceae; Suessiales; Symbiodiniaceae.
AUGGAUCCGAUCCUGUCUAUGAUAGAUACUCCUGUGAGCUCUCUAUCCCCAAAUGAGGUGGAUGACCUGAUCACUGGGAGCAAGUUGGCCCUGGCUCCGGCUGAUGCUGACAUCAAGGACGCAAAGCGUCGCAUUGCUGCAGCCAAACCCCGGAAGCCGAAGAAGGGUGCCAAUGAAGAAGCUUUUGAUUCAGGUUCCUCUGUGUCCGGGGAGGAUGAAGGGUAUCCUGAGCGUCUUUGGCCAAAGACCGAACUUCUGACUUUCUUCUUAAGUGUGCCCUUUGGUCCCUUGGACAAGUUAGGUCAGCGUGGGCGCAUGGAACUUCCAAAAUUUUGCCAAGGUACUCCCAACCGCAUUGUCAUGCGCUUUGAUCGGCUACAUGGAAUCAAUUGCAGGGAACCCAGAUCAUCGGGCUUCAUGACCGCAGAUCGAUGUGCUGGCUCGAAUCCUCGCUACAUACUUUCAUCAAAGAUGUUGGAUCAUUUUGGAAGUAAGUCCAAGAAGCACUUGGUCACGACCUUCGAGUUUUCCAAGGCGAUUGGGAAGAACCUGGCGGCCAAGCAUGGCUACGAGUUGGACGCGGGUCAGGUGGCGCUCCUCUACCCCGAACUCGAAGGCCGCGACUCCAGGAACUCUUCGCCUUGGGCCUUUCCAACUUGGUGGGAUCCAUGUGAGGGGCCCAGCGCGAGGUGUCUUGCUCGCCACUUCCGCCUGCCGGCCUGCCUCAUGUCUUUCGAGCUCUUCCGCCCAGUGGCGAACCAGUUCUCCUGCUAUCCUGUGACUGGCAGCUUCUCUCGAUCGGCCUUAAAGCUCAGCCGUGAACAAUGCCACUGGCGCGCAGACGCAGAUGGCGGGGCUCGUUACUGCCCUGGUGAUGCUGUGCCGGUCUUGGUCGGGACCGCGAUCCGGCCGCUGGUUCGGACGGUGAAGCGGAAUAAAGAGGGCCUCGGGCUCAUCGGCUGCAGCCUAUUUGGCUCCCAGAGGGGCACGCAGCAUGAACAGAACAUGCUGCGUGACGGACCCGGUCGACCGGGUGAGCCCGCGACCACGUCUGCGCCGCGCCCAGAGGAUCUAUUUGACGACAAGGUGGUGGUGGAUGCACUUCAAGGCAAGUCGGAGCAGAACCGCAAGGAGUAUGUCUUGAAGAUCCAGGCCAAGGUGUCGGAAGCCCUGCAGGGUGCGAAUACCAAGCGAGAUGUGAUGCAACUCUUAGCCUGCUUAAAGACCUACUGCUUCCACUGCUCUGCCGGGGGCAACACCGCAGCCACAGCGCUGAAGAACGGCCUCACUGCUUUGGGGGCUGUGGCGAUUGGUCUGGACAGCAAUGUGAAAGACUAUUUAGAUGAGAUGAUGAGUUUGUUACUGGGAGACUCCAAUGGCCCGGGCCCUUUCUUGGCCGAGCCCACCCAGUAUGAGCCCACCAGCGAUCAUCGGGUCCGGUAUUUGGCCUGCGAAGCGCUCUUUAACAUUGCCAAAGUGGCCCAUGAGGAGCUGAUGCCUUACUUGGCCCGGAUCUUCGAUGGGCUUUCUCGCCUCGCAGGCGAUGUGGUCCCAGAUGUGCGCCACGCAGCACAGGUGCUGGACCGGCUGCUGAAAGAUAUCACGUCCCAGCAUCAAGAUCGCCUGUGUGUGGCCACCUUCGUGGAUGAAUUGGCCAAGCGCUUGAAGUACAAAAACCCUAUGAUCCGGCAGCUCUGCUUGGGCUGGACCAGCUUAGUCUUGACCAUGGAGAACGUAGACUUGGAGAGUUUUAUCCCCCGAUUUCUGGAAGGGAUCUUCGAAGUGAUGGAGACUCACGACCACAGCCGUGACAGCCGGCAAAAUGCAGAUCACUUGCUGGACAAGUGCUUAGAGAAGGUCAAACAGCUGAAGCCGCCAGAGAAAUUGCGACGCGUCAUCUUCCUCACGGCUCAGCAACUGGCUGGAAGCUGCAAGAAUGGGGACAAGGUCGUGCGCGUUUGCUCUUUAUGCUGGCUCUACGAGUAUCUCAUCCUCACGCCCAACUGGAAGAAGAAUAAGAGGGGUGAGAUAGAGGUCGAGGCCAAUGAAGCGGAGGAGAAGGAGUGGCGCAACGGGUGGUCCAAAAACUUGCCCUUUGUCAUCGAUGGGGUCUAUGAAUGCCUCAAGGACACGGAGCAUGAGGUCACUCAAAUGGCAGUGGACCUCAACAAUUGCCUUCUUGCGAUGUCGGAAAAAUUGGACUGCUUGCCAGUGGAUGAGCUCGUGUCAACGGUGUGUGCUCAGCUCACGCCGCCGAUCGCCCCGGAUGGAAGACCGAAGCGGGAGCAGGAGCAAAGAAAUGUGACGAUACAGACAAUCGCAUGCUUUCAGUGGAUUUGUUUGUUAUUGACGAAUUCGCCACAGAAGAUGUUGGAGAAGAAGACCAUGAAGGAGCUCUUCACACCUGUCUUCAAUUCGCUGACGAGUACAGAUGACGAGGUGGUGAUCGCUGCCCUACGUAUCUUGGCCAAGAUCAUGGAAGCUCAUCCUCCGGAAGCUUUGAGCAUCGCGGAUUUGGCGCCGGAGCCAGAGCUUGACAGCGGCUUGUCGCCCAAAGAGGCUGCUGCUGGGGACCUCUUCACCGACAUGGUCCAGAGGUUGCUGACGAACUUCGCCAACCAACCUGAAUUGUUGGAACGACGUGGUCGCUUGAUGAUACGGCACCUUUGUAAGAACUUGGAUUGCCGUCGGCUUUACAUCACCGUAGCGUGCACCAUCAAAGAGGAGGAGGAUAAGGCCUUCGCACAGAAACUGGUGCAAACCUUCAAUUGGAUUCUCUUGACGGCUGCGGAAACACGUGGCCUCAGGGAAGAGCUUUUAGAAGAGUCUCAAAGUAGCGAGCGGCUCAAGCGUUUGGCAGGCGAGGAGAGUUCGGGUUCGCAAAACACCACCACUCCGCUCUUUUUGGAGCUUUUGGAACCCUGGUUUCACAACCCGGCCAGUGCUUUGGCGCUAUGUUUGUGGUCCCAGCAGUAUGUCUUGGCGAGUGAGCUCACCGGGCGUUUCGCAGCCUUUGAACCCACCUUGGACUUCCUGCAACAGUUGGAUCAGCUGGUGCUUUUGAUUGAGUCGCCCAUUUUCUCUCGGCUUCGUUUACGACUCCUGGAACCCAAGCGGCAUCCGGAGCUGCUGAAGUGCUUGUUGGGCCUGGCGAUGCUGCUACCGCAGGCGGGAGCCUUCCAAGCUCUCCGGGAGCGGAUGCACCUCGUCCAGCGCCUCGGCGGGGGCCAGGUGGCCGUGGCCAUUAGGGCCAUUAGGGCCAGGUGUGGUGGCCAUUUGGUACAAGACAACCCCUGCCCGCUAGAGCGAGGUCAGAUGCCAUUCUUGUGCGGUCCCCUCCUUCAGGGAUCCCCCCUGAUCUAGAGGAGUCCGAACUAACAGACACGGGCGCUUGUUGACAUCGGCAGUCUUAGACCCGCAGGUGCUCUCGGUGCGUGUCGACUCUCCCUUUGAAACCGCGCAUGUUGGUUUUAACAUGUUUCGGUGUCGCGGGCGCUGCGGGUGUUUGACCGCCCGAAGAGUCGGUUUCGAAAGAUUGCCGAAAGAGGCCAUUCGGCAGAUCUAAUGUGGAUGGAGACUAAACUGCAGAUGCUCAUGACACAGCCCUUAAUGGGACACAUGAGCGAUCAAACCAGCAGGGAUUCUCUCAAACCUCGUUUCGACGAUGGGUAAUAAUUCAGCAAGUCUGGUUUCACUCGUCUACAAAACAUCAAAGGCAAAACGAAGGCGGUAGAUAUACUUAUUCAAUGGCUCCGAAUAUCAACAUAGCUAGUCAGCAAAACUGUGGCGUGGUGCCCUGGAGUUGGCACCUGAGAUGUUAUUCGCCUCGUGACCACAGGAGCAGUUUGCUCUUGGAGGCGCGCGAGGAGUCCUCUCCACCUUCCCGUGGAGACUGGUGGGCCUCCGAGUCGAAGAGGGACCCAGAACUGGCAGGUCUCAUGGAGAAGUUCGACCAAAUCUCAGGGUGAAGGACCGAAGAUGCGAAAAAAGACCGAAGAACGGCCGCCACGCUGGUCGUCGCUGUCGAGUGAGUUUGCUUGGCGCCGGUUCGGGGAGUAGCCACACGGACGUCAAGGGGGACGCGGGGGUCCGACGCCAGAUGUGCCC